Molecule: messenger RNA, 4851 nt
Organism: Besnoitia besnoiti
Lineage: Eukaryota; Apicomplexa; Conoidasida; Eucoccidiorida; Sarcocystidae
Exons: 4
Coding region: 1-4851 (1616 amino acids)
Source: RefSeq, a predicted model, not a curated record
AUGGCGGACGCGACGCAAGGCGCCGCCAUCCACUUGGCUGGCAGCCACGAGCCGCGGGAGGGUCAGGAUGGCGUAGAAAAGGAUUUCCCGCUUCAUGAUGGAGGCACACAGCAGAAAGCUGUCGACGAACUGGCUUCGUCAAAAUCAGAGCGAGAGACAGAGAAAAACCAUCGCGACGUUCUUUGCCUGUCUGCCACUCCCUCGGUUUCCUGCCCUGCCGCAUCCUCCUCCUCUUCAUCUCCAUGUCCCUCUGCAGCUCCUUGUUUUUCCCCAUGUUUGACACCGCCUUCUGCGUCGUCGGUCUCUGUAGCAGCUCCUGGUCCUGCAGCUCCCUUGUCCGCGCCUCCUCAGCAAUCCGGAGCUCCUACAGCCUCUUCGAAGAGCUCGGCUCCCCCGCCUGUAGGCUCUCAGGCUGCUCCCAACAGCGCUUCGGCCUCGGCGUCUUGCGCAUCGUCGGCUGAAGUUCCUGUUUCUCACACGCCUCCUUCGUUGGCUCCCCCUCCACGGAUGAUUUUUCCUUCUGCAGAGUUGAACACGGCAUCGCCGCCACCUCCUGCAACGCUGCUAGGCUUCGUUCCAGCUUGGGGUUCCUCCGGCAGUGUCGGCUUCCUGCGUGCUCCGCCCCCUCUGGCGCCGCGCGCGUGGUCCGGAGGCGCGGCCGCGGUCGCUCAGGAGCCGCUGCCAAUGCUGCGCCCUGCCUCCAGUUUAGGAGGAGAGAAAAGAGGAACGGAGGCGCUUUCUUCUUCGCUUGCCUCUCCUCCGCCUGACGCGCAUGCGCAGCCUAAAGCGUCCAAGCGACGACGACGAAACGCAGCCUCCUGCGCGUCGCGGACGCCCGCGGGUGCGCCUUCUUCUUCUCCGCCGUUAUCGCCCUCCACUCCGCAGCUGCUGGCCUCGCCGUCUAAGCAGGAAGACGAUCCGCCCAGGACUGCCAAACGCGGGAAGACAGAGGCGAAAGGGGGGACGAAAAAGGCCGCGAAGGAGGGGUCUGCGGGGAAGAACCCCUCCGGGCAAAAGACGCCCCAGCGGCAGGUCCCGUCGCAUCUGUCUCCUCCUACCUCGCCUCCUGUUGCACAGAGCCCAGGCGUCGGCGCGACCCAGCCGGAGGCGUCUCGGCGUCUACCGCGAGCGUGCACCUCUGUCCCCUUGGGCGAGAAGGCGAAAGGUGACGACGCCGCCGGAGGUGACGCCUGUCAUCAGUCGUUUUUACUUCAUUCAGGCCAGCAACUUGAAGCUGCGGCGGAGCUCAUCCCGCGAAGACGAGGGAAACCGUUCGCGGAGGAGGCGAACGCGGAAGACGUCAACAGUGAUCCCUUGUCCGGGGGCGAUGUCGCACGACAUCAACUUCUUCUUCAGCUCCGCGACAAGCUCGCAAGCGCCGCCAUCCAGACGCGCAACUCGUCUGCUGUCCCCUGUCUGUCGGCGUCGGUUUUCCUGACCUCAUCGCGUAGCGGCGCCUGCUCUUCAUGUUUUUCGGAGACUCCUGCAGGUCCCCUGAGGAGCGGCGCAGCUGCCAGUACGGGCGCAGGGCAAACGGACUGCCCGCAGGGUCCCUCGCGCGCGCCCGGGAAGGGCGACGGAGCUAUUGGGGUACAGGGGGCUCGGUCGGAGGGCCACCCCGCGGACAGGCUGAUCUCUCAGCCUCUCCCAGCUUUUCUCUCGAUCGCGCAUCUUUUUCAGCAGUUCGACAGGCUCCGGCAAGACGCGAGCGCUGGGCAGAGCGACCCCAAAAGAAACGUGGAAAUCCUGAGUCCUGCGUUCCUUCUGUCACUCCUUUCCAAGGAGGCUUUGUCCGCUACGAGCGCGGCGGCGGCUGCCGGUUUCCCCCAGAAAGACUCAGAAUGCGAGAGAGCAGGAACGAGCAACUGUUCCAAACUCCCUUCCGCUCGCUGUCCUUCGCAGCAGGUCCCGGCACCGGACGAGACGAUCUCUGGAGCCUCCGCCAGCUGUCGCGCAGCCCAGGGCGUCUCUGGGGCCGUCAAGGCGAGAGUCGCAGGGCCUAAGAGCGGGUCACGAAACCCCACCAAAGGCACCGGCGAGGCGAAUGCGAACCUGCGCUCUCGUCUUCACGCCCUGGAGAUGUCCCAGUCGCUCGCAGCUGGCAGCUCAGGCAGUCCGCAAAUGACGUCCCCCUCGCAGCCAGCAGAGCGAACUCUCAGCUCUGUUCAGAGUCCGGAACACGUGACACGGACUGCGGGCGCCUCAAGUGAACAGGCUUCCAGGGAUGCGGCGGCAGCAUGCGGAGGCCGCCGCCCUAAACGUCCCAGUCUGAGCUCGUGCACGCUUUCCGCCGGCGGCCCCGCUGCCCCCGACCUGGUGGAUCAGCGCCUGCCCGUGGACGAAAAUGUCUCUCCGCCUGGCGCAGCCGUCGGCACAGCCCUCUGGGUGAACGACGCGGGAGCGGACAGGAGUCGCCCGGCGAACGCGACGGAUGGCGGGCUGUCGCUCCCGUCCGCAGGCUUCCUUCCUGGAAAGAACACGGCCGAGAGCGGGGUGGACGCAAACGCGCUCGGCCAAAGGGGACGUGGGGGGACGCGGAAGGGCUCGAAGGAGGAGACGGGAGGCGACAAGCUACGCGGCGGUGAGGCUGAAGGCGAAGCCCGCGGCGGAGAUCCGGUGAAAGUCGCGUCACUACCUGGCGGUGUCGCUGGCAGUGCCGCCUCCUCGACUGGAGAAGAGGCGCGGAGACCGUUGGGCGCGGGCGCCGCCGCGGAGCCUCAGCAGAAAGACUGGAGCCGCGAUGCCAAGAGAGAAAAGGCCACGCGAGCGUCGCUAAAAACUGCAGGCGGCCACGGCGCGUCACUUCCGUCUUCGCGUUCUCGCGGAGCCUCAAAAUCGCAUGCAAAGAAAGAUCCGUUGACGCAGCGCAGUGGCGCGCCUCCUGCCUCUGCGCCGGCGCCUCCUGGGGCCACAGCGGUGGUGUAUCAAACGGACUUGGGCUCGCUGUCCGCGGUCGACCCAGUGGCGCUCACUGCCGGCUGUGGCGCGUCCAAUGGCACCUUCACCUGCUGUCGGAGGAAGCUGUUUUGUGACCACGACAUCUUCGGGCUCCUCGCCGCCUUCGGGCACGCUGCCGCCAUGACUGGCGACGGGACCCGUGGAGGCGACACGUGUCUCCUCCGCACCGGCGAGGUACCUGGUUCGUCCGGCUCCCCGCCCUCAGCACGCACGAGCCCGUGGGUGCCGCGCGGCGCUCCAGCGAACCACGCCUUGCCGUCGGUGGAAGGCGACGGCGAACACGCGAAAUGCGAGGCCUCGAAGGAGACGCUCAGCAGCGAAAAAAGCGAGUCUGAGCCGGGCGAGAACAGGCGCCACACCGGCGCAAAGGGGGUCCCGGCUACUCACAUGCGGCCAGGGGAUUUCGCAUCUCUGAGGGCUCGAAGCCACGACGAAGAACUCUGGAGGCCAAGAUUGGUUGACCUGCUGCACGCCGGCGAAGGCGAACGAGACGGCGACGAAUGGAGGGCGCGAGACGUUCUGUCCUUUGUGUUGUGGCGUGAGGAUGCCAAGCAGGUAGAGGCGUGCGACGGGCGCGGCUCUCUCGACUCGCAGAGGGAACGAGCGGAAACCCACGAGGACGACAGCGAAGACGACUUGAGAAGCGGCUCAGACAACGACUGGGAGGACGGCGAUCCGUUUGCGUGGCUGGAGUCUGAAGACAAGACUGAGCCGCCGCUCGAAGAACUUCGCACGGAUAUAUGCAGUCUGCUGAGAACGUUUUUCUACUUCCUUCACGACUUCGUGGAGGGGCUGCGCCCCGAGCUCCUGCAGGCCUACCGCGAGCACUUUGCGUUUCUGAGCUCCGCGACGAAGGUGUCACACCUGCGGAUCUACGAGCCUGUCCUCUGGCGCCUUAAGUGCCGCCCCGCCAGCCUGUGGACGCGCUUGAGCAUCCAGCUGACGUUCGCCGAAUUGGAAGCCCUGCGGGAGCUUCACAGCCACCGCCGGUCUACAUGCAACGCUCUGCUGACGCACGCGGUUCUUUCGACCCUCUUCAAUCCGCCGUUUGCUGCGCCUCCGACUCGAGCAGACACAAUGGCUCGUUCCGAGUCGACACACUCCCCGUUCGCGUUUGCCUUCGCGACGUCGGCACCUAGGUGUCCGUCGCAGAGUUCGUCGUCCUCGACUUCGCCUUCGCUCUCCUCCUUGUCGGUCUGUUCUGCCUCUGGCGCUCUGUCGCAGUUGCUCGAGCCCCUCUCGUUUCCGCAAGUCCGUUCGCCCUCGCCUUGUUCCCGGGUCCUCUCAUCAUCGGCGGGGUCGCCCGCCCCUGCGGAUCGCCUCCGUCCCCACGCGCCGAAAGAGUCGGCCUCUUUUGGCUCCAGUGCCGCCCCUUUGCCUGCGCCACAACCGCUUGAGGAGAAGCUAGAAAGUCCACGAACGGUGGCGAAGCGACAGGAGCACUCGCGGUCGCCGACCGACGUCGCGAGGGACGAUACCGUCGCGGCCGCAGCGGUUGGGCUCCAGACCCGCCCGCUCCCACGUGUCGCCGCCGCGGGGGCGCUGCAGCCUCCGGCAGUGACUUUCGGCCAGAGCGUGGGAGGAAUGAAUCAGGCAGGAACAGGAGUAGCAGUCAAAACUAAAGACGACGGAGAGGCCACAGCAUCCGUAGCACCUCCCAAGCCGGCAGCCAGCUUGCAGAGCACGGCGACGGAUGGAGCCCUUGCCGCGUCUUCACUUGUGCGCACGGGCGAAGGCGUCUCUGGGCUGCAAAACGGUGCCGUGACAGAGUCGCGUUCGCCAGGUUCCUCCAGCGAAGCAGCGACGAAUCUCGCUCACGAAAUCGAUCCCGCAUCGCUCUGUGCCGCGCGUCGUCUGCCUGGCUCUGGCUGUGCAGCAGGUGCCCCCCCCUGA